GUGAGCGUGCAAGCGAGUUACAAGCAAGCGGAGGAAACUGGACAGGAGGAGAAGGGAAGAGCAAGAACAGGACUCCAGAGCGAAAGACAACUCGCCGGUGAGGGAGACGCAGGAAGCGAUGAAAGAGAUGUCUGCAAACACUGUGCUGGACAGCCAGCGUCAACAAAAGCAUUAUGGAAUCACCUCUCCAAUUAGCUUGGCAUGUCCUAAAGAAAUUGAUCAUAUUUACACACAGAAAUUAAUUGAUGCCAUGAAACCAUUUGGAGUGUUUGAAGAUGAGGAAGAAUUGAACCACAGGCUGGUUGUUCUUGGUAAACUGAACAAUCUAGUAAAAGAAUGGAUUUCUGAGGUCAGUGAGAGUAAGAAUCUUCCACCUUCUGUUGUGGCUACUGUUGGUGGAAAGAUUUUUACUUUUGGCUCCUAUAGACUUGGAGUACACACCAAAGGAGCUGACAUUGAUGCACUUUGUGUAGCCCCAAGACAUGUGGAGAGAUCUGAUUUUUUUCAGUCUUUUUUUGAAAAGUUGAAACAUCAAGAUGGCAUUAGAAACUUAAGAGCUGUAGAAGAUGCCUUUGUUCCUGUUAUAAAAUUUGAAUUUGAUGGAAUUGAAAUUGAUUUAGUCUUUGCAAGAUUGGCAAUACAGACCAUAUCAGAAAAUUUAGAUCUAAGAGAUGACUCUCGACUGAGAAGCCUUGAUAUAAGGUGUAUUCGCAGCCUAAAUGGAUGUAGAGUUACUGAUGAAAUUUUGCAUUUAGUGCCAAAUAAAGAAACUUUCAGACUCACCCUAAGAGCAGUUAAACUAUGGGCAAAACGACGUGGUAUUUAUUCCAACAUGCUCGGAUUCCUUGGUGGUGUCUCCUGGGCAAUGCUGGUUGCAAGAACUUGCCAAUUAUAUCCAAAUGCAGCAGCUUCUACUUUAGUUCAUAAGUUCUUCUUAGUUUUUUCCAAAUGGGAAUGGCCAAAUCCUGUGCUGCUAAAGCAACCGGAAGAAAGCAAUUUGAAUUUGCCAGUUUGGGAUCCUCGGGUAAAUCCAUCAGAUAGGUAUCAUCUCAUGCCCAUAAUCACCCCUGCCUACCCACAACAGAAUUCUACGUAUAAUGUGUCCACAUCAACUCGAACAGUAAUGGUAGAAGAAUUUAAACAAGGUCUUGCAGUCACAGAUGAAAUUCUUCAGGGGAAAUCAGAUUGGUCCAAACUACUUGAGCCACCAAAUUUUUUCCAAAAGUAUAGACAUUAUAUAGUAUUGACUGCCAGUGCAUCAACAGAAGAAAAUCAUCUAGAGUGGGUUGGCUUAGUAGAAUCUAAAAUACGUGUACUUGUGGGAAAUUUGGAACGGAAUGAAUUUAUUACUCUUGCCCAUGUAAAUCCCCAGUCAUUCCCAGGAAAUAAGGAACAUCAUAAAGACAACAAUUAUGUAUCAAUGUGGUUCCUUGGAAUAAUUUUUCGGAGAGUAGAAAAUGCAGAAAGUGUUAAUAUAGACUUGACAUACGAUAUACAGUCAUUUACUGAUACAGUGUACAGACAGGCAAACAAUAUAAACAUGCUAAAGGAGGGAAUGAAAAUUGAAGCAACUCAUGUUAAAAAAAAACAACUUCAUCACUACCUUCCUGCAGAAAUUCUUCAGAAGAAGAAAAAGCAAAGUCUGUCUGAUGUCACCCGAAGUUCAAGUGGACCUCAAUCCAAAAGAUCAUCUCUGGAUAGCAAUUGUUUGGACAGCUCCAGAGACACUGAUAAUGAAACACCUUUUAAUUCCCCAGUGUCUGCAAACAAGCCUUCCAAGCCUGAUAUUCCUCCUUCAGGGGAGACAGAGAGGAAUAAUGCUGAGCCUGCUGCUGUAAUCGUGGAAAAGCCACUGAGUGUCCCGCCAGCUCAAGGGCUAUCUAUUCCUGUCAUUGGUGCAAAAGUAGACACCGCAUUAAAAGCUGUAUCACCCCCAGCUGUGUGUACCAUUCCUACGGUAGUAGGACGAAAUGUCAUUCCUAGGGUCACACCUCACAACCCUGUCCAGGGGCAGCCACAUCUAAAUGGGAUCUCAAAUGUAACUAAGAAUGUUACGCCUAAAAGACCCCACUCCCCAUCCGUAGAUGGGUCCUCUAAGAGGUUGAAAGACAUAGAAAAGUUUAUUCGACUUGAAUCAACGUUUAAGGAAUCACGUGCUGCUGAAGACAGAAAAAGAAAAUCAGUGGAUGCCAUUGGAGGAGAAUGUAUGCCUAUUCCAACUAUUGAUACGUCACGCAAAAAGAGACUGCCCAGCAAAGAACUACCAGAUUCAUCAUCUCCAGUUCCAGCAAAUAACAUCCGUGUCAUCAAAAAUUCCAUUCGGCUGACCCUAAAUCGAUGCUGUAGCAUUCUCUCAUUGAUUGCUACAUACACUUCUCUGAGGAUCACCUGCUAUCAAAUUGUCAUCUGCAGUCUUAUGGCUUUGCGUUGGAGGUUUUACUGCCUUAACUUUCGAUGCUUGUUUCUCUGUUAUGGGAACCAGUUCUUGGCUCUUUGGACACUCAUAAAACAAGUCCUGAAAUAUCCACCGCCCCCCCCUUUUUUUAAGUCUUAUGUUGUAAUCAUUGUAUAGAACUGAAAAAAUUGAAGAAAAAAAAAAGUCUUGUAAUUUUCCAAAUGUUAACACAUUUACUUUAGCAUUGAAGCCACUUUGUGAAACCUGAGAUAAAUGAAUGUGAGGUAUCUUUUCUGCUUUCCUCAUUUGUGUAGAUGUACUUUUUGUCUGUUCUGUUGAUUUAAAUUAUUUUUUCUCAGAUUGGCACAUGAAAUAUUUAAAUUUUAUUUUUUUGUGCCUUUCUGUCCAAAUGUUGCAUAGUUACCAGGGAGGAUUAGUCCAGUGAUUACAUAAGAGUUGGGCACCAUAAAUUCUCUAUAUUUUGCCUCCUGUGGAGGCCUUUGAAAUGCAUCUUUAUUAAGAAUCAAAAUAUAACCAGAAUACUGAAAGUCAGUAUAUGAACGGUGAAAUUGUUACAUAACCUAUCUCAUGCCAUUCUUGUUAGUUGACUGGUAUUUUUUACUGAGGAGCAACUCAAUCCGGCAUCAACAAUAAAGAUACUUUAAGUAUGGCAAAUUUGUAUUUUUGACGUGUACAGUUUAACUUGGCAUGAUAAUUCCUAACCAUUACGUACCCCCACAACUUCAGUUUCUUCACGGACUAGGCAUGCAGAAAUAAGCAGUGGAUUUUAUUGAGACCUAAAGGCAUU
Budorcas taxicolor (takin) is the source of this 3203-nucleotide messenger RNA. It is a transcript of the gene PAPOLG, whose product is annotated as poly(A) polymerase gamma. Gene Ontology annotation, molecular function: RNA binding; poly(A) RNA polymerase activity. Lineage: Eukaryota; Metazoa; Chordata; Mammalia; Artiodactyla; Bovidae. The transcript has 23 exons. Bases 119 to 2572 code for a protein of 817 amino acids. The record is from RefSeq and is a predicted model, not a curated record. Gene Ontology annotation, cellular component: nucleus.